AUGGCUGGUUUUGGAGAUUAUACUGGAUAUAAUCGACCUUUCGGUUUGGAUCCAAACAGGGAAACGAACGACUUGUAUGAUACCCGGUAUCAACAGAUAUAUGGUUACCACACUCCUGUAACAGAGGAAUAUCAAGGCCCACCACUGGUUAUGGAUGAUAUUCCUGAAGAAGAAAGUAACACCUUUGUUACUACCUCAAUCAGUGUAGCAAGUCUUAUUACAGAGAAUUUGUUGAGUCAUCCAUUCAUAGUCCUAAGACGGCAGUGCCAGGUGAACCGAAGUCUUAAGAACUACCACAUAGUUCCAUACACGUUACUGCCAGUUGUUGUGAAAUUGCACAGAAGGCAAGAAUUAACAACACUGUGGAAAGGGAUUGGGUCUACUUGUAUUGUGAGAGGUCUCAACUUGGCUGUGGAAGAUUUAAUAUCAAAGGGUACUGGUUGGCCCAAAGAAAUUGGGAAGUGUAACUCCGUUUUGCAAUUUCUUCAACACAUAACUUUAAAAUGCAUUAGCCUAGCCAUAAUAACCCCAUUUUAUUCUGCAAGUUUGGUAGAGACAGUUCAAAGCGAUAUUGCUAGUGACAAACCAGCUUUGCUAGAUGUGUUUCGGGAAGGAUUUGUGCGAAUUCUUGAAUGGGGGACACCAAGCAAAGGAAGAAUGCUGCCAAUUUGGGCCAUUGUUUUGCCAACGGCUGGUUUAGGAAUAUCAAAGUAUCUAGCACAUUUAUUGCUAAGAAAAAUUUCAAUUAAAGCACUACGGUUCCAGCAAAGACACCGUCAUGAAUUAAGUGAUUCAUACAACUCAAACUACCCAAAGAACACACAAAAUCCCUUAAUAGAAGAUAUUAAUUUAAAAGCAAACAUUUUUUCUUUUAUUACAAUGGAAAUUCUCUUCUAUCCCAUAGAAACAAUCGUACACAGACUUCAUAUACAAGGCACUAGAACAAUCAUAGACAACUUAGAUACAGGUACUUCAGUGACACCCAUACUUACCGGAUACGAGGGAUUUAUGGACUGCUACAACACAACCAUUGCAAAAGAAGGUGUGUCAGGUUUAUACAAAGGCUUUGGUGCAUUGGUUUUGCAAUUAGCUGCACAUUUGGCCAUAAUAAAAUUAACUACAAUAGUGGUGUCUGAGGUUUCUAAUCUCUUAAAGCCAGCAAAUACUCCAACCAACUCUGAAGGAUCAGUUCAUUCUCAACAAAAAUAUCUAUUUAAUUAG
Parnassius mnemosyne (clouded apollo) is the source of this 1221-nucleotide messenger RNA. NCBI's taxonomy places the organism in Eukaryota, Metazoa, Arthropoda, Insecta, Lepidoptera, Papilionidae. The record is from the annotation of a GenBank genome assembly.